This is a messenger RNA of Exophiala dermatitidis NIH/UT8656, 195 nucleotides long. RefSeq lists its product as uncharacterized. The transcript has 2 exons. The record is from RefSeq and is a predicted model, not a curated record. The coding region runs from base 1 to 195 and encodes 64 amino acids. NCBI's taxonomy places the organism in Eukaryota, Fungi, Ascomycota, Eurotiomycetes, Chaetothyriales, Herpotrichiellaceae.
AUGGAUCAUGUUCUUCACAUGGUCACUCGGGGCAUCAGCACAGGCAUAGCCGUCGCUUCAGAAGCAGUUGCCGCCCAUAAAGAAAAGGGUUCUGGCGGAAACGCUAAUACUCGAUGGAGCGAAGAUGCGGAGGGCGUCUACGUUGACCGAGAAUGGGAGUUCGAUGGAGCCAUUGAUGAAGAAGGGAAGGAAUAG